Chenopodium quinoa (quinoa) is the source of this 2864-nucleotide messenger RNA. Its product is annotated as pentatricopeptide repeat-containing protein At5g08305-like. NCBI's taxonomy places the organism in Eukaryota, Viridiplantae, Streptophyta, Magnoliopsida, Caryophyllales, Amaranthaceae. Bases 606 to 2210 code for a protein of 534 amino acids. Gene Ontology annotation, molecular function: RNA binding; protein binding. Gene Ontology annotation, biological process: RNA modification. The transcript has a single exon. The record is from RefSeq and is a predicted model, not a curated record.
UGGGAGUAUCUAUAAGGUUACAAUACGAGUAACAAAUUUUGGAUCUUUUUUAUUAGUAAUAAUUUCUUCCAUGUAUUCUACAGAGGAUUAAACAAAAUUUAUCUUACUGGGAAGUUUGAAAACCCUAUAAUCUCUUUUCCCAGGCAAUGUUUAUUUUUUGCUGCUGUUAUUGUCUUCUGUCAUUUAGGUAGUUCUUGCGAGUUUUGUCUCUGAAAUCAUAGAUAGCAAAUCAUGGGAUCUUGUGAGAAAGUACUGCAUUAAAAUGUGGAAUUAAACUAGAGAGAUAAUUAAGCUUACUUUACAUUUGAUCGGCUCACUGUAUUAUUAGAGCCAUAAAGAACAAAUGAUGUAAAUAGAAUUUGAUCUUAAAUGCUGGACACUACUUCGUAUCAACUAAGCUUGUAGAUUUGUAAUUGUUUCCACUUAAACAACAAACACAAUAUCAUACGAGUAUUAUUCAUAUAUUGCUCGAGCUAAUAACUAGUUUAUAAGGUCUACGUCCGAGAAGGAUUCAUCAAUGUGUCACUCUUUGGAGAUAAAAGUGACCUGUACCAGUCUACCCUCACUUCCUUAGUCUGCUGGCUUGUUUUGUAUUGUAUCGUUGAAUGUUGGCAAAGUGCAUUAACACUGGCAGCUUACAUCAAACUUUGAUCACUUUACUCGAUCACCCCACCGUUUCAUUUCCAUUACUCAGCCAAAUCCAUGCUUUAUUAAUAUCUUCUGGACUUUCAAAGCGCCACCCUUUUGCCUCCAAACUCUUCUCUUUCGUUGCAGAUUCUGGCAAUGCUGAUUACACUCACAGAUUACUGCUGCACAACCCCAGCAACUCUGUUGUGCAUUGGAACAGAGUUAUCAGGCUUUUCUGUAACACCCCAACUCCCUAUAAUUCCAUCAAUGUUUUUGUUGAAAUGCAGCGAUUUGGGGUUGUUCCUGAUUACUUUACUUUCCCUUCUUUAGCUAAGGCCUCGGCCCGCCUUGGUUCGAUUGAGCAUGGGGUGUCUUUGCAUUGUGUUGUGUUCAAGAGUGGGUAUGAAUUGGAUGUAUUUAUUCAGAAUUCUCUCAUUCAUAUGUAUGCUUCAUGUGGGGAGAUUUUGUAUGCACGUAAGGUGUUUGAUGAAAUGCCUCAAAGGACGACUGUAACAUGGAAUUCAAUGUUGGAUGGGUAUGCUAAGUGUGGGGACUUGGAGAGGGCACAAGAAGUGUUUGAGUUUGCUCCUGUUAAGGAUAUCGUGUCGUGGAGCUCUCUUAUUGAUGGGUAUGUUAAAGGGGGUGAGUAUGGAGAAGCUAUGAAGGUCUUUGAGAGGAUGGAAGUAGAGGGGGAUAUAAAGGCUAAUGAGGUGACUAUGGUGAGUGUUUUGGGUGCAUGCUCUCAUUUAGGUGCCCUUGAGCAGGGUAGAUCGAUGCAUCGUUACAUAAUUGAGAAUAAACUGCCUUUAAAUCUUGUGCUGUUAACUUCUCUUGUUGAUAUGUAUGCCAAAUGUGGAGCAAUAGAGGAGGCCUUGGUUUUGUUUAGAGGGAUACCGAAGGAUAAGACCGAUGUUUUGCUAUGGAAUGCAAUUAUUGGAGGGCUUGCAAGCCAUGGCUAUGUGCAAGAGUCGUUAGAUUUAUUUGCAGAAAUGUUAAUGGUACAAGUUGUGCCUAAUGAAAUAACUUACUUGUGUCUCUUAUCUGCUUGUGCUCAUAGAGGAUUGGUGAAGGAAGCUUGGGAGUUUCUUGAUUCUCUCGAGAGAAGUGGCAUGAAACCCAAGUCUGAGCAUUAUGCUUGUAUGAUAGAUGUUUUGGCAAGGGCAGGUCAGGUGGUAGAGGCUUAUGACUUUAUGAACAAAAUGCCUUUGGAGCCAACCCCUGCCACACUGGGUGCACUCCUUAGUGGUUGUAUGAGCCACGGAAGGUUAGACCUUGCAGAACAACUAGGGAAGAAGCUUGUUGAAGUUGACCCUCACCAUGAUGGCAGAUAUGUGGGCUUGUCUAAUGUGUAUGCUGCGAUAAGACGCUGGGAUGAGGCAAAGAUGAUGAGGCAAACUAUGGACAUCACAGGGAUGAAGAAGUUUCCUGGCUUCAGUUGUGUGGAAAUUUCAGGGGCCCUUGAGAUGUUUAAAGCACACGAUAGAUGGCAUCCAAAUUCAGCAGAGAUUGUUAUGAUGAUAAAUUUUAUUUUUAGGCAAAUGAAGAAGGUUUCAGAUUGUGAUGAAGGGAACAUGUUAUACUAGGUUGCUGGAGACCUGGGUUUUACCGUCUUCAAGCGAUUAUUAUGCAUGGGACAAGAAAAUGAAGGCAGUAUGGUGUUUAGAUGGUUUCCAACGGUUUUAGCUGUAAUCUCCUUUUGAGCUUCAUAUUCCCUGCAUCCAGCCAUUCAUGAGGAGCUGCAUAAAAAUACUUAAAUACUUCACAUGGGGAAUGAUUUUGAGGAUCACAGCUGAGUGGAGCCUUAGGCAGUUGAGCAGGACAUUUUUCUGUAUCUUCUCCGCCACCUUGGUUCGGUAAAAGCUUUGGGUGUUGGAAGUGGGAUAAAUUUCAGCAUCUCUAACCAGUGGCAUCGUGUCUUAAAAUAGUGGGCAGACAUCGACUUGUGCUUUUUGAACAGACAAUAUGGAUGUCGAUUGAGGAUAAAAGAAAAGGUUGCAGUUUUCUAGUACAAUCAACUGUCAGUAGCUAAGUGGUUGCUUUGUUCAUGAGUGCUGAAUAUAAAAGCUGCAUUUCCAAUUUUUAUCAUACUGGUAGAACUUUGAUUUCCAUUGGUCCUAGCAGUAAAAACAUGAAUGAGGUGACUCUUCUCUUUUUCACACCAGAUAACUGUUAAUGUUGCUUGAUAAUCUGCUUGUUUUUCUAUCAUAAUCUUUCUUUGAUAAAGUGGUCACCUGAAA